CUGCUGGCCAGGCAUGUCUGUCCCCGGCCCCCUCCCGCCGAGUGUGUCACAACAGCGGAGGCGGCCGUAUCUGGAGCAGUUGGGGUGGGCAGGCCCAUCCGCGAGGCGAGCGGGCGAGGAGGACAGCCGCGAUGCGGGAAUGCAUAUCAGUCCACGUGGGUCAAGCAGGAGUUCAGAUCGGCAAUGCCUGCUGGGAGCUCUUCUGCCUGGAACACGGCAUCCAGGCUGACGGCACCUUUGGUGCCCAGGCCAGCAAGGUCAACGAUGACGACUCCUUCACCACCUUUUUCAGUGAGACUGGCAAUGGGAAGCAUGUGCCCCGAGCUGUCAUGGUAGACCUGGAGCCUACUGUCGUGGAUGAGGUUCGGGCAGGAACCUACCGCCAGCUCUUCCAUCCAGAGCAACUGAUCACAGGAAAGGAAGAUGCAGCUAACAACUAUGCCCGGGGCCACUAUACAGUGGGCAAGGAGAGCAUUGACCUGGUGCUGGACCGCAUACGGAAGCUGACAGAUGCCUGCUCUGGGUUGCAAGGCUUCCUGAUCUUCCACAGUUUUGGUGGGGGCACUGGCUCCGGCUUUACUUCUCUGCUGAUGGAACGCCUCUCCCUAGAUUACGGCAAGAAGUCCAAGCUAGAGUUUGCUAUCUACCCGGCCCCACAGGUGUCCACUGCAGUGGUAGAGCCCUACAACUCCAUCCUGACCACCCAUACCACACUGGAACAUUCAGAUUGUGCUUUCAUGGUGGACAAUGAAGCCAUCUAUGACAUCUGCCGCAGGAACCUAGACAUCGAGCGCCCUACCUACACCAACCUCAACCGCCUAAUCAGCCAGAUUGUGUCCUCCAUUACUGCCUCUCUCCGCUUUGAUGGGGCCCUCAAUGUGGACCUCACUGAGUUCCAGACCAACCUGGUGCCCUACCCCCGCAUCCAUUUCCCACUGGUCACCUAUGCACCUAUCAUCUCUGCUGAGAAAGCCUAUCAUGAACAGCUCUCUGUGGCUGAGAUAACCAGCUCCUGCUUUGAGCCCAACAGCCAGAUGGUGAAGUGUGACCCGAGACAUGGCAAGUACAUGGCCUGCUGCAUGCUCUACCGGGGAGACGUGGUGCCCAAGGAUGUGAAUGUCGCUAUUGCCGCCAUCAAGACCAAGAGGACCAUCCAGUUUGUAGAUUGGUGUCCCACAGGCUUCAAGGUGGGCAUCAACUACCAGCCACCCACUGUGGUGCCAGGAGGGGACCUGGCCAAAGUCCAGCGGGCUGUCUGCAUGCUAAGCAACACCACGGCGAUUGCAGAGGCCUGGGCCCGUCUGGACCACAAGUUUGACCUCAUGUAUGCCAAGCGAGCCUUUGUGCAUUGGUAUGUUGGAGAGGGAAUGGAAGAAGGGGAAUUUUCUGAGGCCAGGGAGGACCUGGCUGCCCUUGAGAAGGAUUAUGAAGAAGUGGGGACUGAUUCAUUUGAAGAAGAAAAUGAAGGGGAGGAAUUUUAAAUAUACAUGUUCCCCAUGGCUGUAUCUCUUUAUUUAUGCUGUUCCUGUCAAGUAUACUCAACCAUUUCAAGAGUAACAGACCAUACUCCCAAAGUCAGGCUGACUUCUGUCUUGCAUAAGAGGAGUGCCUGGGCCAAAAAUGGAGGCUGGAGGCUGAACUCUGCCAUACCCUUCCUUGGUUAUAGCAGCUUUGUGCCACCAAAAAAGAAAGAGGGUCACCGUCUCUGGGUUAGAGUGAAGACAAGUUAUACUUGUGAGGAGGCCUAAUCAGGAGUUUUAAUUCCUGCGUGGGCUGGGCCAAACCCCAAACACAGCCUGCUGACUGGAGCACGGUAGAAUACUUUGGGAAAGGGAAGAUCUGGGUAUUGGGAAGAUUCUGGGCAGGGAGUUAGCAGAAGUUCACAUUAAUGGGUCUGUGGCAUGGCCCAGGCACCAUCUAGACUUAUCACAUGUUCAUUCAUUCAUCAAUUAUUUGAGUAUGCCCUAUGUGCUAGGCGUUGUUCUGAGAGCUAGAGAGGUGGUGAUAAAUAAGACAGACAAAUUUCCUGCCCUUGUAAAUGCAACAAAGAUCAUUUCAGGUAGUAAAUGAUAGGAAGGGAAAAACCAAUGAAGAACCAAAGUGUCUGGGGUGAGGGAAGGCCUCGCAGAGACCUGAAUGGCAGGAAAGAGUCAUCAUGUGAAGCUUGGAGUCAGCGGAUUCUGGGCAUAGUGAAGAGCAAAUGCAAAAGCACAGAUGUGGGAACAAGUUUGGAGCGUCUGCAGAACAGAAAGGAGCUCAGUGUGCUGCAAGAUGGUGAGAGACGAAGAGAUGAGACCCAAGAGUUAGGCAGAGGCUAGAGCAUUUCCACCCAUAUAGACCAUGGUAAGGAGUUUAGACCUUUUGUUUAAGUGAAGAGAACCCUUGGGAGGAUUUUAAGCAGGGCAUCUAUUACGAGCUAGGUGGUUUAUCUACACUGUUAGGUGCUUUAUAUGCUUUAUCUUGAAUCUUCCCAACAGUUUCAAAAUGAAUAUUCUGCUCAUUUUAUAGAUGAAGAAACAGGCAUAGAGAAUCCAAAGUGCUGGAGAUGCUAAGAAGUGGAGCUCAGAUAGCAGGGCCUACCAAUUCCAUUCUGUCAUCUACCGUACACUGUUUUUAUCCCUUGGCUUUUGUGCCAGGUCCCAACUGUUGCCUCAUAAAAGGAGGAAUGAGGAGAAGCAUCAUUUACAAAAGGGAGGAUGAGCUAAUGCAUCUUUUCCCUGAAGUUGGUGGCUCUGGUAGGAUUUUAGGAAUAACCAAAGGCUGCUCUUAAACUGCUAGUAGAUUACACAGGGAUGGGCCCAUAGUAGGUCCCUAUGCAUGAAAUACACACCUCUUUAGCUGCUGUCUUUCCUUAAAUGUUUCUAUUCUAUAUUCCUUGGAAGUCCUGAGAAUAACUGAAUAAAAUGGAAGAUCAGGCAAGAAGUGAUGCCAGUCCCUCCUAGAGGAUUAUUUUCAGGGAGAUCACACUCUCUUGCUCCUCUUUGAAGGAGAUCAUGAUGUUAAAAAAGAAAUGCCCAGGCCUGCUGUCCAUUGUGACCUCAUUCCUGCACCAGGUUCCAUAGGUGUCUCCAAGGAAGAGCCUGGCUUUGGUAGAGACUUAGUGGAAAUGAGCUGCUCCUCCCCCAAAGAGUCAGUGGAGACCUAGUGGGGAAACUGAGCUCCCAUUCCUGAUCAGCAAUAACAAAGUAGUAACAAGCAAACUAUAUGCCUUUUUGUAUAGUUUGACUUAUAGAGGUUCCCUGGUGGUGCAGUGGUUAAGCACUUGACUGCUAAGCGGAAGGUUGGUGGUUCGAACUCACCAGCUGCUCCACGGGAGAAAGAUGUGGGAGUCUGCUUCCCUAAAGAUUUACAGCCUUGAAAACCCUAUGGGGAAGUUCUACUCUGUCCUACAGGGUUGACAUGAGUUGGAAUUGACUCAAUGGCAACGGGUUUGUUUUUUUUGGUUUGACUUAUGGAAUCAUGUUAAUGUUUGACAUAUUCAAAAAUAUGCAAAAACAAAACAAAACAAAACAACAACAAAGAAUAAGGAUCAGGGAGGAAAAACCACGAAAUCACAUCACACACAAAAAAUUGUAUAUAAAAUGGGUAGCAUAACCACUUCGGAAAAAAAUCUAAUCCAAGUAAUUUCAAACACAGUUCUUUUACAGAAAGAAUCACAAAGAAAUCUUGAACUUUAUUUAGUAAGUUUGCUGUUGGUAGUAUAGGUGUAGCUAUUCUCAAGUGUGUGUAUAUAUUGUCAGAUUGAGCUAAGGUGCCCACUGGGGAAGUAUGGAGCUAUAAGUAUGGGAUGGAAUAAAGCAAGGAAUAACCCUGUAGUAUUGGAUUGGAAUUGGAGGUAUCAGAAUGAAUGCAUUUUUUUUUUUUCUAAUAAGAAUCUAUUUCUCAGCUCUGUCCAUUGAAAUGAACUAGAAACAAUGACACCUUGGUAGUAAUGAGAGUUCUUGGUUUCUAAAAACCAUUCCCCUUUAAAAGGAACCACGUCUUCUUGGAGAAAUGGACAAUUUCAGGGCCGAAGCAGGAAAGCUACAGGACGAACUUGGAAUACUUUGUGUCAGAAGGGAAGGACAUGCCCAAAAAGUGGUGGGGAACAUGUCCUACUGGCCAAACUGAGUAUCAAAAUUCAUGACAGGAAGGGGUUAAAACUCACUGAGUUAAAAAAGAAUCCUUGAGUCCAUGGUGAAACUAAGAAAGAAAAAGAGGAGAGCAGAAGAAAAAGCUCUUUUUUGUAGAAUGCCAACUAAUAAAUGUAGGAGGACCAAAACCAAAAUGAUACAGAUAUUAGAAUUAUCUGAUGAGUGUUUUAAGCAGUCUCACAAAAAUGCUUCUAUAUGAUUGAAACAAAUUUUAAAAAUGGAAAGUCGCAGCAAAAAAUAAGAUAUAAAGAAAAACCAAGUGGAAAUUUUAGAAAUGAAAAAUAAAAUAAUAAGCUCACUGGAUUCAGAAAGCAAUGAAGUGCUUCAAAAAUACAACAAUGAUAACAAAAAGAAACAAAAAAAAACAAAACCCUGUUGCCAUCAAGUCCGACUCAUAGCGACCCUAUAGGACAGAGCAGAACUGCCCCACAGAGUUUCCAAGGAGCACCUGGUGGAUUUGAACUGCCAACCUUUUGGUUAACAGCUGCAGCACUUAACCACUAUGCCCCUAGGGUUUCCACAACAAUGAUAAACAAUGAUAAAAAAAAAAAAAUAGAGCUAUGUAAAAGGGACAGGAGCCAAUUGAAAGAGCACUCAAGGGCCGAAGCUGAGACAAUUUGAGCAACAAAGUAAAAAAAAAGUAUUAGAUUAAACCCAAAGUAUAAUAUAAAUAUCCAUGAGUUCAUAUUGAUACAAAUAUUGAUUGGAUAAAUAAAUAAUUGGAGAGAACAGACAAAUCUCCCCUGCAGAAGAGUUCCAAAUAAUUUAUGUAAACUACUCUGCCCUCAACUCAAGGAGAUGGAGCAUAACAUCCCAUUCCUUUAAUAUGGGCUGUACAUGUUACUUUCUUCCAAAGAGUAUGGCAUGGAAAAAAAAGAGGAAUUUUAUGGUGGAGAAAUCCGAAAAACACUACCUUAGCCACGUGACCCAAUUAACAUCAACAGCAAGUCUUGACACUGUGCACGCUUAUUAGUGAUGUGAUGUGAUGAGAACACCACCUUUAUCUCUGUGGUCUUCCUCUCAGAAAUGCAUAGCUCCAGUAAUCCCGAGAAAAACAUCAGACAAAUUCCAGACACCCUACAAAAUACCUGACCAGUACCCCACAAAACUGUCAAGCAAAGUCUGAGAAACUGUCACAGCAAAGAGCAGUCUAAGGAAACAAGAGGACUAACUGUAAUGUAGAUGGGAUCCUGGAACAGAAAAAGGACAUUAGGUCAAGACCAAGGAAAUCUGAAUACAGACUUUAGUUAAUAAUAAGGUAUCAGUACUGGUUCAUGAAUUGUUGUCACAAAUGUGCCAUACUAAUGUAAGAUGAUAGAGUGGGAGAAGCUGGUUGUGGGAACUCUGUGUACAUUGUCUGAUGUGGUUCUCAAAGUAUGUAGAUAAUGAUAGUUGCAUUAAUAUUAAAUUUCCUGAAUUUGGUAAUAAUUGUACUGAGAUACAUAUAGACUAUUUUAGGGCUGCAGAAUCUUGAUCUCUAUAAUUUACUCUCAGAGAGUCCAGCAAAAAAAAAAUUUAAUAUAUAUACACAGAGGUAGGGGUGUGUGUGUGCGCGUGCACGCGCGCAUACAUUCAUGUAUGAGACAGAAAAGCAAUAAACGAAAAAUUUUUGUCACAAAAAAUUGUGUCAAAAUGUUAAUAACGAAUGAAGAGUAUAUGAGGUCAUUGUAAUGUACUUUUAACUUUUCUGUAUGUUUAAAGUUUAUAUUCCAAGAUAAAAAAAUCAUAAAAAAAAAAAAUCCUUCUUUACAGCAACAAAUUGCAGAGGACAGAGAAUGACUGAGAAUGUAGUCACGUCCUGAAGAAUGACUGAGAAGGUAGUUACAUCUUGAAGCCAACGCCAGGAAAAUGAAACUUAGAGUUCUUUUUGCUGCUUCAACUUAUCAAAACUCUCUCCUUCUUAGGAGAAUGUAUUUACCCAAAAGAAUACUGUGAUGGGGAUUCAAUUUACAGACCUUAAAAGCCAAUUUAUUGUUUAUUUUUGGCAGUAUACAAAUAUAUAGUAGAAUUAAAAAAAAACUUAUCUUGACAAAAUGCAGAGGGGAAAAUAAGCAGGAGAGACUUGUGGAGAAGGAAUGAAAGACAAAUCACAUGAAGCCAUAUGUGUCUAUAGAGAAAUGAACUUUGUAAAUAAGCACAAAUAUUUUAUUAAUAAUUCUUUUUGUUCUUGCCAUUACCCCAUGCAAUAAAACGUGCCCUUUCCCCUGUACAAAAAUUAGCAUCAGUUUCUAUAAACUGUUCCUCACUUUGGAACAGCUUUUUCCUGAAGUAGCUUUUCACUGUGAAGGAGAACUAGAUUAUUCCAUAAAGUCAGCCAGACAUCUUUGUGACUGAGUUUUUAGGCAGAACUUUCAAGUGAGGCAGUCAAGUGUAGCUUCUUGCUCCACACUUCAAAUUUAAAAAAGAAAAAAAGAGUAAGAAAUUCAGCCAGUGAGAGUUCGAGUGACAUUGAAACUAUCCUAAAUAAGCAGAAAUACUGUGCAAGCUGCAGAAAAUACUUCCAGGGCCCAAGCUUUGUUUUGAAACAAAGUUUAUGCAGUUUCAAUUUAAACUCUUUGAUGCAUGGUGUUGAAAACCUUUUUAACCAAUGUGUUCAACUAGCAUACUCUGUAAAGGAUCUCCAGAUAAAAAGCAUCCAUAAUAUUUUUUUUUACAUUAAAGAAAUGUAAAACAAUAUCAAACUUGCAGAAAAGCUGCAAGUACAGCACAAAAACUUUUUUCUUGAAUGAUUUGAGAGUAAGUUUCCAACAUGUCAUUACCCCCAGUAGUUUUCGUGUUAAAUUACUACCAUCUAAAAAAAAAAAAAAAAAAAAUUUUUUUUUAACCUUCAGACCCCAUUUAAGUUUCACUAACUGUCCUAAUAUUAUCGUUUAGAGCAAAGAAUACAGUUCAGAAUCUACUACUGUUGCAUUUAGUUAUCAUCUCUUUGAUUUCCAUCAGUCUGGAACAAUUCCUUACCCUUUCUUUGGCUUUCAUGACCUGGGCACUUUUGAACAUUACAGACCAGCCGACAGUUCCUCAGUCUGAGUUGGUCAGAUUCACGACUGGACUCAGGUUAUGCUUCUUCGAUAGGAAUAUCACAGAAGCGAUGCUAUGUUCUUUUCAUUGUGUCCUCUCAGGAAGGGUUUCAGUUUGUAUUAUCACUGAUGAUGGCCCCUUUGAUUACGUGAUUAAGGCAGCAUCUGCCACUGUGAAGGUGCUCUUCUCCCCUUUGUAAUUAACAUGGAUUUUGCAGGAAAGUACUUUGAAACUGCAAAUAUUCUAUUCCUCCUCAAACUUUCAAUUUAUUCAAUUAUUCGUAUUGUUAGGGACUAUGUUUUCCUAGGAAUCCCUGGAGGUACAGUGGUUAAGAGCGACGUCUCCUAACCAGAAUAUAGGCAGUUCAAAUCCACCAGGCCCUCCUUGGAAACUCUGUGGGGCAAUUGGUCCUACAGAGUUGCUAUGAGUUGGAAUUAACUUGGUUUUUUUUUUUUUUUAAAUAUGUUUUCCUAAUUUACUUAAUGAAUUAUAAUCUCCUGAUUUUAAUAUCAUUAUUUAUUUUAAUGCUUAAAUUGUUCUGGAUUUGGCCACUGGGAGCCCUUUCAAGCUGGCUUCUGGGUAUUUUUGAUGCACCCUUAUCACGCUUUGAGCAUUUCCUUACUUUCUGAUAGAACAAGAUGUUUUAGGCUCAUCUUGUACUUUCCCUUUCCUAACCUUGGAAACAGCCAUCUCUCUUAGCAACUCUGGCUCCUUUUACUGUUGUGCUGUUAGUUGCCACUGACUCCAAGUUGUGGCAACCCCAUAUGAGCAGAAUAGAACUGCCACAUAGGGUUUUCA
Molecule: messenger RNA, 7949 nt
Organism: Loxodonta africana (African savanna elephant)
Lineage: Eukaryota; Metazoa; Chordata; Mammalia; Proboscidea; Elephantidae
Gene: TUBA8
Product: tubulin alpha 8
Exons: 5
Coding region: 132-1481 (449 amino acids)
Biological process (GO): microtubule cytoskeleton organization; mitotic cell cycle
Cellular component (GO): cytoplasm; microtubule
Molecular function (GO): GTP binding; structural constituent of cytoskeleton
Source: RefSeq, a predicted model, not a curated record